AUGGAAGUCUAUUUACUUCCUUUUGGGCCAGCGUCCGACCAUAUGAAUUUGUUGGUGAUUUGUGAAACAGCAAGACAAAAAUGCUAUGUUAUACUGACUCUUAGCGGCGGAAGAAAUGUAUUGGUUUAUUCGAUAGUUCAAGAUAUAAAAUUCCAAAAUUUUCAAAUUGAGUCCUUAAGGAAUUAUACAAGAAUAAAAACUGUUUGUAUAUUAGAGUAUUGGUUCAAUCCUGUUGGUUGUGCUCCUGAUAACUUUGGGAUAAAUUGUUCCCAUUUAAUUGUUAUGAACAUAAACACUGCCAUAAUAUUCAUAAACCAAAUCCAAGCAUUAUUAUCCUCCACAAAUUUUAAAAGCGAUGUCUGUAAACGUGACCAAGCUACGCAAACUUUCGAUGGGAAUAAUGAGUUUGAAACAUGUCCUGAUGGGCUAAAUUGUGAGACAGAGAAAAAUAAUCGAAUGCUGAUGGAAGAAAAUGUUGCUGUAAAACAGCAAUUGCUGGAAAAGGAUGAGCUGAUAAAAGAAAUGAAAAGUCAAUUUGCCUGCGAGAAAAGAAAAUUUCUCAAAAUGAAAUAUGAAUAUUCAAUAGAGAAAAAAAAUAUAUCUGAAAAAAAUAAAUCCCUAGAAAACAAACUUGAACAGUUGAAAGAUAUAUAUGGAAAUUUGCAAAAAGAAUACAAAGACACACUACUUGACUUUGGACGACUUUCCGUGGAGAGCGAUUCCAAAACGAACUUAGGGGAAAAAAGCGAGACAUUUCAGAAACUAUUUUCUCCAAAGCUAUCGGCAUCGUUAGUUGUUAACAUGGCAGGUAAUAGUUCGUCUCAUUUUAGUCCCAGGUCAUCCAUAAAUUCUGCCGUUCAGUCCAACAGUGUUCAGUCCGAGGAUGAAAAGAAACCGUUGCCUGCUUUGUCUUUGCCAUCUCCAUCAGGAGAGCAAUCUGUAGGCGCAAGUAGAGAAUUGGUGGAGUUAAAUGCAUGUCAAGGCGAUCACCAAAGCAAUGGAAGUGGAGCUCAAAAUCAUAACCAAUGCAGCAAUGUAAGACCGAACAAUAAAAAAAUCGAUGUUUCACUGGACUCACCGCCAUUCCCUACCGAGGUACACGAAAGAAGUAAUGCACAGCCUUUGGGUCUCUUAAAUGAACCUUCUUCUUCAGUUAAUGCCCAUGUCUACAACGUUUACAGAUUAUUAUUACUAACAAUAUCUGAUAGGUUGUUAUACAGUGAUGUUUUCAAGCUUAAAGAAUGGGCAAAGGAAAAAUUCUCAGUCGAGAGUUAUCUAUGUCCAUCUAAAGUUAUUUUACAAUUGGACCAGAAAGGUGUUAUUAAUGCAUCGGAUUUAGGUCAGCUCCGUGUAUUCUUCGAGUCAAUCACAAGAUUUGAUCUAGUGUACCUUAUUGAUGAAUUUUAUAAUGGUGACUACGAUAAGUUGAGAAAGUUGAUCAAUCAACAUAAGUCGAUAAACAAUAGUCAAGAACGAGAGGCCAAUUUGAAUCGAGUACACUCAUCUAGAGUUCUUCCACCAGAUAAUAACACUCCAAGAUCUCCACUAAGAUCCAACACCGUUGACCGGGUGGGCAAUGUUGAAACAUUUGAACAACCUAGUACAGCUGACGAGAACAAUGGCGUAUCCAUUGUCAGGAAUUGCCAACGCACGGAAAAUGUUCAGCAAUCUAAUGUUGCCGGCAGAAAUGUUGCCACCAUAAGUGGCAAUAGAUUUUCAACGCAUGAAAAUUCAAAAGAUGUUCCUGAUGAUGAUGCAGUUAAUCACACAAAAGGUAGGUAAACAAACAAUUUUAUUAUUCCAUUGCUUUAUUUCAACAAUUUUAUUAACUUUUAAAUAAAUACUUUUUCCGAUAUAUUAUGCUUUUCCGAAAUCUGUACCGCCGUCAAGAAUAAACGUUUUCGACUAUUAUUUAACAUAUUUCUUCUUGUAAAAAAUUAUUUCCUCAAACUUUUUCCCAUCUUACGUUUAUAAUUUGCCCAACUUUAUUUCUACUGGAAGGGAAGCUAGCCACUGCCACCGCCCCAUACUCUUAUGAAGUUAUGUUGCCACCUUUACCCCACCUUUCCACUACUCCUGAAACAACAUGAAAAGAGAAUAAACAAUCAACAAAUUAAAAAUAUUAUUUUAUUGCCAUUAAUCAAUUUAAACAAGGAAAGCGAGGUCAUAAGAACAAGGAAAGCACAAAUGAUGUUACAGUUACAACAAGAAAAAUCAACGGAAAGAAGACGCCGAACGCAGAACAGCCUUCAUCUCAAAGACGUCCAGAAUCGAAUCAGCCAUCAUCUCAUGGUUCCCAGAAUCGUCCUGCACAAUACAAUGGUUCUUCUCAACGCCAUCCGGAUGACCACUUUCAUGGGCCAAGGAACGGCGAUAUACAAGACAAUUGGCUAUGCAAUCACUACAAAAGAAGGUGCUUGGUGAAAUUCGAAUGCUGCAAUAAAUACUGGCCAUGCCACCGUUGUCAUAACAACGAGAGCACGUGUGGGAGAAUGAAACUGAAAUCACGUGACACAACGAUGGUCAAGUGUGUCGAAUGCGGGAAAGAACAACAGGUAACGUAAAAGAUGCUAAUGUUGUGCGCAUCUUUGUGAUUCUUUCAGUACAGCUCUAAACAAAGAAAUAAUUGAAUCAAGGAGAAAGUAGGAUUUAAAUUGCGAUGCAGACAUAAUACACCUUCUUUUCUCUUUCAACACACUUUUAAUGAAACUUAAAAAAUUCAUUAAACAUACAUCAUCAUUGUCGCAUGCGACAGCAUGAAAGAGGAUACUACUUGCCUGUGACGGAAGAUAGAAUUCAGUCGUUGGUCCGGGGAAUAGUUGGCGAACUAUUUGUCCCAGACAAUAGGCCUAGGCAAGAUCAGCAAUUUGAUGCCACUGAAGCUUGCCGAGAAGGCCCCCUCCCCACCCCCACCCCCCGAGAACUAGAGCUCAAAACGGGAAACGUUGACGCCGAGAAACAGUGUAAAUGGUCCUGUAGUUACUUCCUCGACUUCGUGCAGUCUUUGCAGUUUGACUUUAUAUUCACGCCUUGGGGGACAGGCAAAACAUCAUCUUUCAGGAAAUUAAAUAUUCGUUCUUUUCAGAAGAGGUUUUAGCAGUAUUGGCGUCAAUGAUUAACAAUAUUUGCACGGCGUCGAGUAUUAUUAUAUUAAAAUACAAGACCGACCACGUUGUUUCGUUGGUCCAGAUCUUUGUUGCAAGGCUGCAAGCCAUAGUUUAAAUUGCUCUUCUGUGCUAUUUCAUUGUACUGGGAUGCUUGUAUUUAAACCUGAACUCGUACACAAAGUCAAUGAAGUAAUAACAGGACCAUUUACACUGUUUCACGGCGUCAACGGCGAUGGCGAGUUGGCAUGCGGAAUGGCAUUGUUUUUAUCAGCUCUAGUUUUCGGCAAGCAAAAUCGAUUGUUUAUUUCAUGAUCAUCUUCAGUGGCACCAAAUUGCUGAUCUUGCCUGGGCCUAUUGUCUGGGACAAAUAGUUCGCUAACUAUCGCAAUAUUUUAUUCUCCCGCCGUAAACAAAGUGCGGAAAUAUAUGCAAAUUUUUUCGCGAUAAAUAAAUUAACAUGCUAAUUUGCCGAACCUCCCACGAAGAAAGUUCAACUUUUUUGUGUGUGACAUUUCGACUUGUAUGUGAGAGGUUCGUAUUGUGUGUGUGACAUUUCGACUUGUGCGUGAGAGGUUCGGCUUAUUUGCGCGUGGUUCCAAUGUCUUUUGUGAGCGUUUCGUAUUACAUGUGUGAGCUUUCAUAGUGUUUACAAGCAUUGGAAUUAAUUGUGUGUGUGUUCAUAAUUUUGUCCCUUUUGGACGCCCAUACAGUACUCUUGCCUUCGGCUCGAGUUUGUAUAUCAGAUACAGAUCGGCUGCUCAUGUUUUAUCUAGUACUUAAAAUUCCUUGAAAUUUAUUUGGAAACGUAAAAACUGAAAAGUCUAAAAAUAUGCAGUAUAAAAUUAUUCAGUUUUUACGCCAUAUUGAAACGUUUCAUAUAUUUUUAGAUCCCAAGCUUUUAUGUUUUUAAAUAAAUAGCAUGAAUUUUUAACUUUUUAUUGAAAAGUGGUUGAAAGAAAAAGGAAGACAUAAUAUGUCAGCAUCAACAAUUUUAAAGUUAACGGCUUGAACUGGGAGCAGUAGUGAGAAAUACUGCUAGGAUUGAGCUCGUCUAUGUUAGGAAAAUAAUUCCUGGUAUCCAGUAAAUUUUAUUACCAAGAAAUAUGUAAACUAUCAUUUUUGGAUUUCAUUCUUUCGUGCAGCAAAAAUGGUCAAAUUAAAUAUAUUUCAGUUUUGGAGAAUAAUAUAUUAAUUUCAGCCUUUAGACGACGAUUUCAUAAUUUUUCUUCAUUUUUCUUUCUUUCUAGUUUGGGGAAAAUGGCCAAUUCUGUGUUUCAUGUAACACUCAAUUCGCUAAUUUCUACUGUGGACUGUGCAAACAUCUUACUGGAAAUGAUGAUCACCCCUAUCAUUGCGAUAAAUGUGGCAUUUGUAGGUGAGAAUAUAAAAUUAAGCAUCCUUCCUUUUUAAUCAAAAGAGUAUGAAAAUAGGUAAUGUAACGAUUACUUUUGAACAACCUUUAUUUUAUCAGAGUGAUUGAUCGAGAUUGAGAAUUAAGAAACGUUUAUUUUCUAGAAUUCAUGGGGAUCGCUCGUUUCAUUGUGAUGUUUGUGGUAUUUGUCUUGAUGUUCAACUUCGUGGAAAUCAUAAAUGUCGUCCUGAUUCAGCCCAUGAUGAAUGUGGCAUCUGUUUGGAGGUGAAUGCAUAAUCUAAUAUUUAAAUAUCAAAUUGUUUGCGACAGAAUGUUUAAUAUGAUGCUCCAGUGUAUCGGAAACUUGAAGGAUUACAGGAUCAAACUGCAUGUAAAUAUUAAAUGAACUUCGAUUUUUUAAACGUCCUAUUUACUCUAAAGUCUUGUUAAUGUCAACUUGUGUCGGUUUGCAUCCAGUAACCCCGCAAGUGUCUUUGCGAAAUGCGUUUCAAAAACUCUUAAUUUGUUUUGACUUUCUACAGGACGCAUUUACGGGCUGCCAGAUUCUUCCAUGUUCCCACAAGGUUCACAAAGAAUGCGCCAAUCGGAUGAUUCGAAACGGAAUGUAAGUCCAUAUUUAUCGUUCAGAAUAUUUACAAACAUAUAAUUAAUACACGACACAUUGCUCCAAUCAAUGGAUGGAGACAAGAAAGUAGUGCUGUUUACGACCAGACACAAUAACAUUGACUGAGUACAUUUUUAUUCAGCUUUCAUUGUAUGUUUGAAAAAGUAGUAUAGUAAUUUGUGAAGUUCAGUACAAUGUAUGAAGUAGAGGUUUCUUAUUCUCCUCAGAGACCUCUGCUCACUGCAGUGUAAAUGCAAUUGGGCAUAUUUGCAACAGUUUAUACAUUCCACUUGGUAAAAGGAGCCCUUCAAUUAGUAUUCGAAGGGCCUGCUUACAAUAAUUAUACAUAUAGUAGGAGAGAGGUGAAAAGAGAAUACAAUAGAAAUACACUAGAAAUACACACAAAAACAAAUAUCAUCAGAUGAUAAAACGAAACAUAUCUUUCAUAAAUUGCAAACCAUCAGAAAUUCACCAAAAUGAAGAAAUGUACAUUGGGGUUCCUAAAUGUGGUAUAUUCUUCUCUCUUUUUAUCCAGAACUCGCUGUCCGAUAUGCCGUAAAAGUUUCGCCCAUAAACUUGAAAGACGCCCUGUUGGAAGGAGGCAAAGAUGAACGAAAAUCAUGGAAAUCCACUUCUCGUGCCGUUCCGAUUAUUCUGUCGAAUGUCGUCAGAGCAAGUGCCUUUCAACUAUAAGAUCGUGGGUUCGAUUCUCUCGUUCCUCACUCAUGUGAAUCGUGUGAAAAGUGUCGGCCAAUGCUCUGUCGAAAUCGUGAGUUUUCUCCUGGUGCUCUGAUAUCGAUUCCAACCGGUUAGGAUAAAAGUAGUAUCACAAUUGAUAAGUAUGUAAUUAGGUAAGCAUAAUACUUAAUGUAAAGUGGCUAUAAUAGCCACAUGCAUAAUGCUGUUCCAACGACCGUAAAAUCUUGAAAACAUUGACAACAAUAAAAUGUGCAACAGACAUUGAUCGCCGUAGUUUGUCCCCAGUGGAGUAGUAGUCUUCAUGAUUAAAUAACAAUGAGCACAACAAUUCAAGUAAAACUAGAUAGCCUGCAUGUUUGAUAGG
This is a messenger RNA of Paramuricea clavata, 6146 nucleotides long. NCBI's taxonomy places the organism in Eukaryota, Metazoa, Cnidaria, Anthozoa, Malacalcyonacea, Plexauridae. The record is from the annotation of a GenBank genome assembly.